AUGACUUAUGCUCAAUUCAUGGGGGCCAAAGUCAAUGGUGAUCUUUGGUUCUUUGAUUGCACUAUUGAUGAAUUUGCCAACUGCCACUUUCAGGGCAACUCAAUAGUGGACAAUUUUUGCCCCCGUGGCCACUAUUAUGACAUCAAUGGACUCACUUUAGGUCAUAUCUAUGUCUCUGGAAUUGUGCAUCCUGGAUGCUACAUUGCAGCUGGAGCUGUUGUGAAUGGAGAAGAAAAUGGCCCAUGGAAAUCGUUCUUUUCCGGACACUCCAAAGAAGUUGUGGGCAAUCCACACGAUCUGGAAGCAACCGAAGAUCUAUGCUGA
Molecule: messenger RNA, 324 nt
Organism: Seminavis robusta
Lineage: Eukaryota; Bacillariophyta; Bacillariophyceae; Naviculales; Naviculaceae
Source: the annotation of a GenBank genome assembly